Eurytemora carolleeae is the source of this 369-nucleotide messenger RNA. RefSeq names its product transient receptor potential cation channel subfamily A member 1 homolog. Gene Ontology annotation, molecular function: monoatomic ion channel activity. Gene Ontology annotation, biological process: monoatomic ion transport; transmembrane transport. Gene Ontology annotation, cellular component: membrane. Lineage: Eukaryota; Metazoa; Arthropoda; Copepoda; Calanoida; Temoridae. The record is from RefSeq and is a predicted model, not a curated record.
AUAGAUUAUACGGUACAGAGACAAUGAACGUUUUACGACAGAAAAACUAUAAUAACUUUUUUAAUGUUACUUAGAUAGAGGUUCAAACUUUACCAAUGUGAUGAAUGAAGGUCACUUGAAAAAAUAAAAAGAGACAAAAUACAAAAUAAUGAUUAUUGGUUUGUUCAGUGCUGGCAAUGGCCUGUAGGUUCCUUUCUGCUCACCCUGUCCUGGUUAAACUUAUUAGGUUAUAUCAGACAACUUCCAUAUUUUGGAAUCUACGUGAUUAUGUUUUUUGACAUCCUGAAAACAGUGUUGAAGCUAAGUGUAAUCCUGGUAGUAUUUCUUGUAGCCUUCGGACUUGGGUUUAAUCUUCUGCUAGCUCAACAU